AUGCGUUGUUUGCCUUUUAAACAAUGUACUUGUUUCACAGCAUGUCAACUUUACAAAAAUUUCACGACAGAGGAGGGAGAUGUGCGUCCAAAAGAAACGCAUAUCUUGCUCUUAUUUGAAAGGCUAAUCUCUUUUCUGUCUAUGCAAAUGGCAAAAUGCAGAAGUGUCUGCAAAGCACUUUCAAAAGGACUUAAAGGUCAUAGAAGCACAAGCGAACAAAUGAUGCGACAUACUACUGCAAGUCAUACUGAUCGUUUUUUCAACGUGACAAAUAAGAAACUCUGCAUAACGUUUCGUAUAUUGAAAACGGAGUCAUAUUCUUUACAUCCUUACUGUACAUGUCAGUUGAAGUUUGUGGAAGUAUCAUGCGAAGAUACUUCAAAACGAGUAUCAGUAGGCAAUGCUGAGAAACCAAAAUUUUUUGGUAAAACAAAAAAUAACGGAAGGAAUUGA
Messenger RNA from Loa loa (African eye worm), 453 nucleotides. RefSeq lists its product as hypothetical. Lineage: Eukaryota; Metazoa; Nematoda; Chromadorea; Rhabditida; Onchocercidae. The coding region runs from base 1 to 453 and encodes 150 amino acids. The transcript is spliced from 5 exons. The record is from RefSeq and is a predicted model, not a curated record.